Messenger RNA from Cylicostephanus goldi, 249 nucleotides. NCBI's taxonomy places the organism in Eukaryota, Metazoa, Nematoda, Chromadorea, Rhabditida, Strongylidae. The record is from the annotation of a GenBank genome assembly.
AUGGAUAUAAAAAUGAGAAUCCUUGUUUCAACGCAGGUGGGAUCGAUAGCGCCAAUGGUCACAGAGAAGCAAGGAAGAGCGCUUGACGUGAUAAACGUGAUAGAAGUUAAGGAACUGGAACUGCCAAAAUCCUCAAAGAUCUCGUUCCGCUCCAUACGAUUACCAAAUUCUUCAAAGGUUUCGCCCAACGAGAACCUUUUAGAACCGACACAGAUGGCUCCGUCACAUCCGAAGAUCUCUGCUCUAUAA